Molecule: messenger RNA, 3959 nt
Organism: Cynocephalus volans (Philippine flying lemur)
Lineage: Eukaryota; Metazoa; Chordata; Mammalia; Dermoptera; Cynocephalidae
Product: zinc finger protein 345-like
Exons: 5
Coding region: 216-2444 (742 amino acids)
Biological process (GO): regulation of transcription by RNA polymerase II
Molecular function (GO): RNA polymerase II cis-regulatory region sequence-specific DNA binding; DNA-binding transcription factor activity, RNA polymerase II-specific
Source: RefSeq, a predicted model, not a curated record
CUUUUGUGUGGAGAUUCCGGGCGCUGCCGCUUUCCUACGCUGCUCCUCAGAUCCUGGGGUUGAUUUGUGCGUCCCUGAAGCUAAUGUGUAGAGAGUUUGGGGCAGGAGAAUCCCGGGUCAAGCCACGACAGUUCUCUCUUUAAUCCACUCCAUUCCCUCCUCUCCCAGCUAAGCUGCCAGAAGAGUGCACUGUGCAUUUUCAAGAGCAAGAAAAGAUGGAUAACUCUACAGAGUUGGUGUCACUUGAGGAUGUGGCUGUGGACUUCACCUGGGAGGAGUGGAGGGACUUGAAUGAUGCUCAGAGGACUUUGUACAGGGAUGUGAUGCUGGAGAUCUACAGCAGCCUCGUGUCAUUGGGGUACUGCAUUAGUAAACCUGAGGUGAUCCUCAAGUUGGAGAAAGGAGCAGAGUCAUCGAUAAGAAAAGAAUACUCAAAGCAGUGCCUCCCAGAUGUCCAUAUAGUCAAUGACCUAAUUGAGAGGAGCCAAGAAAGUCAUGGUAGAUACUUGUGGCAAGGUGUAAUCAUCAAUGGCAACCAAUCAACUGAGGAGAGAGUGGAGUUAGGAAAAUCAGUGAAUGCACAUUCAAUGCAUAUUUUGAAUCUGGUUAUAAAUAAUAAAAACUAUUCACGAGUGGGGCAUGAGGAGUUUAUCAAUUGUCAGAAUGCAAUUCUUGCAGAGACUGAUGCCAUGUGUGCUGGACAGAAACCUGAUGAGCAUAAUAUGUCUGAGGAAUCACACAGUCAUCAUGAGCAUCUUAGUCAGCAUCCUAAGAUUCCAGCUGGGCAACUUUUUGAAUAUAGUGGAAAUGGACAAUUCUCCAAUACAGUGCCAAUAAUAUUUGCAUAUAAGAAAACUCAUAUGGGUGAGACCACUUAUAAAUAUAGUGAAUGUGGGAAAGCCUGUAAUAAGUCCUCUGUCAUUGCCCAAGAGAUAGCUCAGGGAGGGAUGAAAACUUUUCAAUGUGGUGUAUGUGGGAAAAUGUUCUAUAAAAAGGCUAGACUUACUCAACAUCAGAUUAUACACACAGGAGAGAAACAUGAUAAAUAUAGCAAAUGUCAGAAAUCUUUUAUCAAGGAAUCAUACCUUAUUUCGUAUCAGGGAACAUCUACAGGGAAAGCUUUCAACCAAAAGUCAGCCCUCAACAGGCAUCAGAGAAUUCACAAAAGUAAAACAACAUAUGAAUGUAAGGAAAAUUCAAAAGCUUUUAACCAAAUGUCAGCCUUCAGUAUGCAUUGGAGAACUUACCCAGGUGAUAAGCCCCACAAGUGUAAUGGAUGUAGAAAAACAAUUAACAACAAGCCAUCCUUCAGAAUGAAUAAGAUUACUCACACUGGGAAAACACCUUAUGAAGGUAAAGAAUGUGGAAAAGCUUUUAAGUUAAAGUCACACCUCAGCAAGCAUCAGAGAAUUCACACAGGUGAGAAACCAUAUGGAUGUAAAGAAUGUGGAAAAGCUUUUAAGUUAAAGUCACACCUCAGCAAUCAUCGGAGAAUUCACACAGGUGAGAAACCAUAUGAAUGUAAAGAAUGUGGAAAAGCUUUUAACCAAAAGUCACACCUCAGCAAUCAUCAGAGAAUUCACACAGGUGAGAAGCCAUAUGAAUGUAAAGAAUGUGGAAAAGCUUUUAAGCAAAAGUCACACCUCAGCAUGCAUCAGAGAAUUCAUACAGGUGAGAGACCAUAUGAAUGUAAAGAAUGUGGACAAGAUUUUAACCAAAAGUCACACCUCAGCAGGCAUCAGAGAAUUCACACAGGUAAGAAACUAUAUGAAUGCAAAGAAUGUGGAAGAGCUUUUAAGUUAAAGUCACACCUCAGCAAGCAUCAGAGAACUCACACAGGUGAGAAACCAUAUGAAUGUAAAGAAUGUGGAAAAUCUUUUAACCGAAAGUUACACCUCAGCAUGCAUCAGAGAAUUCACACAGGUGAGAAACCAUAUGAAUGUAAAGAAUGUGGAAAAGCUUUUAACCAAAAGUCACACCUCAGCGUGCAUCAGAUAAUUCACACAGGUGAGAGACCAUAUCAAUGUAAAGAAUGUGGAAAAGCUUUUAACCACAAGUCAGCCCUCAGCAUGCAUCAGAGAAUUCAUACAGGUGAGAAACCAUAUGAAUGUAAAGAAUGUGGAAAAGCUUUUAAUCGAAAGUCAGCCCUCAGCAUGCAUCAAAACAUUCAUCCAGGUGAGAAACCAUAUAAAUGUAAAGAAUGUGGAAAAGAUUUUAAGGUAAAGUCACAACUCACCAAGCAUCAGAGAAUUCACAGAGGUGACAGACCAUAUGGAUGUAAAGAAUGUGGAAAAGCUUUUAACCGAAAGUCACACCUCAGCAUGCAUCAGAGAAUUCACACAGGUGAGAGACCAUAUGAAUGUAAAGAAUGUGGAAAAGCUUUUAACCAAAAUUCACACCUCAGCAGGCAUCAGAGAAUUCAUAGAGCUGAGAAGCCACAUUAAUGUAAAGAAUGUGGAAAAGCUUUUAACCAAUAGUCAACCCUUGGCAUGCAUCAGAGAAUUCAUACAGGUGAGAAGCCACGUGAAUGUAAUGAAUGUGGGAAAAGGUGUUUUUACAACGUCACAGUUGAAAAGACAUCAGGAUACUAACACAAGAAAAAACUCCUUAUGAAUACAGUACGACAGGCCUUGUACUGAAAUUCCCCCUAACAGAUAAAAAAGAAUUAACACAAAGGAAAAUCUCAGUGAAUAUAAUUUAUAUGGGAAAAGAUUUUUCCAGAAGUCAUACUACAAGACAUCAGAGAACUUGUAUCCGGAAGAAGACCUGUAAAUAUACAGUUGUCCUCAGGCAUUGAAGAAUGUCUUGAGGAUCCCCUAUUGAUAUAAAAAUUUGCUGAUGCUCAAGUCCCUUCUAUAAAUGUUGUAGUGUUUGUGUAUUACCAAUUCACUUCCUGCUGUGUAUUUUACAUCUUGUGUAGAUUACUUAUAGUAUGGAAAAAAUGUGAAUACUAUGUAAAUUGUUGUUAUACUGUGUUGUUUUUCACUUGUAGAAUUGUUUUAUUUAUUGUGUUUAUUUACUUUUGAGGAUUUUUGAUAAGUAGUUUCUUGAAUCACCAGAUGUGUAACCCUCAGAUAUGGAAGGAGGACUGUAAUAAGUGUGUAAACAUCUUUUCUCCAAAGUCUCAAGGCUGACUAUGUUUAGAGCAUUUUUGCUUAUAACAUUGCUGCUCUUAACACAAAUGAUCUCCAUACCAGCCUUGCACCAAAACAUAAAUAAAUAAAAAUAAAAAGGAAUCAUCAUAGCAGGCAUGAGAGGAUUUAAAGAGGGGAGAAAUUCUAUGUGGACUAAACUGACUGUGUCUUUUUAAAAAUAAAACCACUCUUUUCUCUUGUUUGCAUAGCCUGCAAUCUGAGUAUUCCACAAUUCGGUGGAUGACCAUGUAAUGUAACUGUGUUCAGGGGAAUACAGAUAUAAGUGGUGAACAUUACCUCCAGUUCAGGCAACAAAAUUUUUAAAAAUUCCAUUCAGUUCCUGGUUUCUCAUGUUAUUUGCAACUGAGUAAAGAUGACUCUUGGGCGCACUUGGGGGCCACAAGUGAAAGAAAUCCACUCUAGUUUAAAAUAGAAGAAAUUGAAGAAACCAGAGAUAUUCUUGCCACUACCCCAAAACCUAUGUUUACACAUUAUAUAGGAAAUUAUUUCUUGUUAAGCCAUUUUUAUGUGUGCCCUGUCUGCAUUACAACACAAGAGGUGCACUCCAGCUAAAUGAUUUUAUAGACUUUCUGAGAGGAUUUACCAGUCCUUGUAUAUGGGAAGAGUAUCCUGUGUUGUCACCAUUUAUACCCAAGUCAAUUUGUGGGAAAACCAAAUAUGGGGAGAAAGAAUACAAUAAAUGUGAAAUUUCUUAUUGGCACAGUUCAUUGAACAGUGAAAAUAAAGUUAAAUAUCUUUCUAAAUCUCUAUAAUCUGUCACAGCUUUCAAGAAAGCUUUCAACACUUUUUAUGUCAGAAUUUGAA